CGGAGAUCACAGACCACAAAAGGACACAGAAACAACAAAACCCCUCAGCUCCCAAGAAAAGGAAAGGAAAGAAGAGAAAAGAAAAUGUUACUACUGGAAAAAUCAAAUGUUCACACCGCAAUUCUUUGUUUGCUAUGAGUGACCACGAAUUGUAGAAAAUUUCACGCCUUCUCCGUCCCAUUUUUUCUUCGCAAAUUGCAAAAAAGCCACUGUAGUUUGAUAUCCAGUGGAAGUUGUCUGUGUAGUAGAUUGUAGUAUCAGAAUAGAGAGAGAAGCAGAGGAGUAGAGAUGGCGACGGCAAUUAGAACAGGGAUAACUACCCCGAGUGGGAUGAGCAUCAGCACGGCUGCUUCGCCAGCACCUUCUGCUUCUUCUUGCAAUCGGGUGGUGGCUUUUUUCAAGCCUCCGCCGUCUAGAAGUUCUUUUUUCGGUCAUGGAGUGGGAACUACAAGAUUUAUAGGGUUGCAACUCUCUCAUUCAACUCGAUGCUAUUACAGUGGUCAUGGUGGUGGUUCUCUUGGCUCUCAGAUGAACCUUUUUGACAGAUUUGCUAGAGUAGUUAAGUCCUAUGCAAAUGCAAUCAUAAGCUCAUUUGAAGAUCCAGAGAAGAUCUUGGAGCAGACUGUGCUUGAAAUGAACAAUGACUUAAUAAAGAUGAGGCAAGCUACAGCACAAGUAUUGGCUUCACAGAAGCAGUUAGAGAACAAAUAUAAAGCUGCACAGCAAGCAUCUGAGGAUUGGUAUCGAAGAGCACAGCUAGCACUUGGAAAAGGGGAUGAAGAUCUUGCUCGUGAGGCAUUGAAAAGGAGGAAGUCUUAUGCUGAUAAUGCAAGUGCUUUGAAAGCACAACUUGAUCAGCAGAAAGGAGUGGUUGAAAACCUUGUCUCAAACACACGGCUUUUAGAAAGCAAGAUACAGGAAGCAAAGUCAAAGAAGGACACUUUAAAAGCACGUGCUCAAUCUGCAAAGACUGCCAACAAAGUUAGUGAGAUGCUGGGGAACGUAAAUACAAGCAGUGCUCUGUCAGCAUUUGAAAGAAUGGAGGAAAAAGUCAUGGCAUUGGAAUCUCAAGCAGAAGCACUCAAUCAGCUAACAAGUGACGAGCUUGAAGGGAAGUUUGCAUUGCUGGAGAGUUCUUCGGUUGAUGAUGAUCUCACCACAUUGAAGAAAGAGCUAUCUGGAAGCACAAAGAAAGGAGAUCUACCACCUGGAAGAACGCCUGUUACUACGGGUUCAAGUUCUUCAUUUCCGUUUCAAGAUUCUGAGAUUGAGAAAGAGCUGAAUGAACUGAGGAGAAAAGCCAAAGACUUCUAGUAAUACUUGGGUCUUUCAAAACGUUCUUCUGCAAUCAUCAUUUUAACCGUUUGAAUUCCAAGAUCUGGUUUUGGAAUAGGAAUCCUAUUCUGUGAAGUGAGCUCGAAUUUGGGGAGUGCAAAUGCAAAGGCAGGACCUCCAUCUGUUAAUUUAUGCCUGUUGUUCAUAUACAAGAAUUGACUGAUAUCUACAUGUAUAUUGACAUACAAGUACCCUCCAGUGCAAUAGCCAUCUACCAUAAUUUUUGCAGAUGAUAUAGUUAAAAUGCUCCUCUUAUGUUGCU
This is a messenger RNA of Coffea arabica (coffee), 1597 nucleotides long. Its product is annotated as membrane-associated protein VIPP1, chloroplastic. Lineage: Eukaryota; Viridiplantae; Streptophyta; Magnoliopsida; Gentianales; Rubiaceae. The record is from RefSeq and is a predicted model, not a curated record.